Phragmites australis (common reed) is the source of this 867-nucleotide messenger RNA. RefSeq lists its product as uncharacterized. NCBI's taxonomy places the organism in Eukaryota, Viridiplantae, Streptophyta, Magnoliopsida, Poales, Poaceae. The coding region runs from base 82 to 651 and encodes 189 amino acids. The transcript has a single exon. The record is from RefSeq and is a predicted model, not a curated record.
UCACUUGCUUGUCCGCUUCUCUGUAUAAAAAACCGACUUGGCGGGUGCGCCGCUUCGACCACCCCACUCCUCCCGCCAUAAAUGGCCACUCCCUCACGGCCGCAAGAGCUCGCCGGCGGCGACCGUCGGCCCCACCACCCGCUCCUCGCCGCGGCGGCUGCCGCCUCCCUCCUCGCCGUCCUCUACCUCCCCCGGCCGCUACUCCUGUUCGUCUUCUCCCCGGCCUCGCUCUCGUCCCUCCUCCUCCUCCUCUCCCUCCUCCGCCUCGGCUCCGCGCCGCCCUCUCCCACUCCCACUACCUUUCCUCCGCCGCCGCUGCCGGAGAAGCAGCUGUCUCCGGAGGUUGCCCGUCCGCCGCCGCCUCCGCCGUCGCCAGAGGAGGGCGAGAUCGUGUUCCCGGAGUUCGCGUCCUGGGCGGUCAAAGGGCGCACCCUGGAGGUGAUCCACGAGGAGUUCGAGGCGGAGUGGGGGCGGCCGGAGGAGAUAGGCCUAGCGUGGGCCUCCGACUCCGACUGCGACUCCGACUCCGACUCCGACUCCGACUCAGACUCAGACAGCGGCGGCGGCGGCGAUGGGGAGGACGGGAUGAUCGAGAUCGAGCUGGAGGCAGAGGACAGCCUCAUCGAGAUCGACAUCUCGAGGUGCCAGUGACGGAUCGGCUGCAUGCCCGGACAAGCGUACCGCCUUCUUCUUUUCUCAGUAUGGAUUAAUCUAGGUUCUCGGGUUGGCCGGUUCUUGACAAAACUUCUGCUGAUUAGGCGUGUGGAUUGGAGUUCUUGAGUUCGUUUAUCAUCUAGGUGGCUUGGUGCAAUGUACAUAUAGGAUGAUGACUUACUAGGUGAGAAGCUUUGCUUGCUUGUUAUUUUU